GCGUGGGGCCUGGAGGAGGCGUCCUGAGCGCGGGGCAGCCCGGGCCACUUGGAGCGAGAAGGGGCGCCCGCUGCCGCCCUGGGGUUGGCAGAAGUUGGGGACCACCUGGUUGACCUUCACCUCACCCCGCGGCCCAAAGAGGGGGUGCCCACGCUCGCACAGCCCGGUUCCCACCCGGGCCAACAUCCUCUCCCCCCGAAAGUGGAGCGUGGACCAGGAGGGGCCCAGCCGGCCACCUCGGCGGCUUCUCCCCGCCACCGAGUUUCCCGCCUCCUUUCCCAGUCCUGCGGCUGCCCACCUCCCCCAGCGGGGGCGAUCCCGGCCCCAUCCCCCUUCCCGCUCGGCCCGGCCUGGAGGCGGAGGGCGGCCUCUCCCAUCCCCUCCCUCCCUCCGCUCUGCUCCUGGCUCCUGUUCAGCCCCUGCUGAUGGUGCGAUGGCCUCGGCUUGCCCAUCCGUGAGGUGGACACCGGAGCCCUCCUCUGUGAGAAGUGGACAGCGGAUUGCCCAGCUGCCCCCCUCCCCCGCCCGCUGCUUCUGGGGUCCCCACGGCCCUUUCUGUGCCUCCCACUUGAAGCUUCUCCAGGGCCCUCGCCGCCCUUGCCGUCUGAGUGGAAGCUCAGGGCCCAGCUGAGCUCACUCUUGCGACACCUGGCCCUCCCGCCCCACACUCUACUGCCUCUGCUCUUGGAGUGCACCCGCUGCCGCAGGACCCUUCUGGCCGGGAGGCUCCAGGCCUCCUCCAGGAAGCCCGCCCUGGCUGCUCUCCCCUCCCACGCCAGGCAGGAAGUGUCCCCUGUCUCACCGUCCCAGCCCCUCCCCUCGGCUCCCUGUAGUGCGCGGAUCCUUGGCCCGGGGGCACCGAGGCUGCCUCUGCUUCUCCGCAGUCUCCAGGGAGACGUACUGACCCGGGAGAGUCCGAGUCCGAGUUGCGAAGGAGAGGGCCUGGAGCACGCAGCAUGGCCCAGGGGCCCCCGGCUCAGCUCCUGCUGGCUUGGGUGGCCCUGUCCUGCGUGGCGGGGGGCCAGGGCCACUGGGACGGGGCUGUGGGGCCUGCGGGUGCUGGACACGUUCGGAGGCGAGGCGGCCCCGGGAUCCUCGGCGUCCUGCACGGGCCGAACGUGUGUGGCUCUCGCUUCCAUGCCUACUGCUGCCCCGGCUGGAGGACGCUGCCCGGCGGGAACCAGUGUGUUGUGCCCGUCUGUGACCGCGGCUGCCACAACCGGGGCCGCUGCGUCGGGCCCAACCGCUGCGCCUGUGUGUACGGCUUCCUGGGGCCUCAGUGCGAGAGAGACUACCGCACGGGGCCCUGCUUUAGCCAAGUGGGCCCCAAGGGGUGCCAGCACCACCUGACCGGCCUCGUGUGCACCAAAGCGCUCUGCUGUGCCACCAUGGGACGUGCCUGGGGCCUCCCAUGCGAGCUGUGCCCUCCACAGCUACACCCCUGCCGCCGUGGCUUCAUCCCUAGUGUCCACAUGGGGUCUUGCCAAGACGUGGAUGAGUGCCAGACCAUCCGAGGCCUGUGUUGGGGGGGCAGCUGCAUCAACACUGUGGGCUCCUUUGAGUGCCGCUGCCCGGCUGGGCACCGGCUCAGUGACAGCGGUACCAAGUGUGAAGAUCUGGACGAGUGUCUCAGCGUCCCCAGCCUCUGCUUUGGGGGCACCUGCACCAACACAGUCGGGAGCUACAUGUGUACCUGUCCCCGAGGCUUUGCCAGCAGCCUGGAUGGCACCCACUGCCUGGACCUCCGAGUUGGCACCUGCUUCUCUGUACUAAUUGGAGGUCGCUGUGCUGCGGACCUUGCUGGCCACUACUCUCACAGGCAGUGUUGCUGUGACAAAGGGAGAUGCUGGAUGGCCGGCUCGGCCCAGGAGCUCUGUCCUUCCAGGGGGUCCGGUGAAUUCCAGCGGCUGUGUGUCCAGGGUUUGCUGCUGCUACCUUCCCACGUGGGGCCUUUCCCUGGCUUCCCGGGCUUCUGGUCCAACAGCAGGGGUCCUGCCCUGGGGCCUGCACAACACAGGGUCCCCCGCCCAGGCCCUGUUAACGCCAAUAUGGACGUGGACGAGUGCGCCGGGGCCGGCGGGGGCCUCUGCCACCCGGGCCACUGCGUCAACACGGAGGGCAGCUUCCGGUGUGUGUGCCCUGCAGGCUUCGAGCUGAGCCGGGAUGGCAAGAGCUGCGUGGACCAGAACGAAUGUGCUUCGGGCUCCGUGUGUCUGAAUGGCGCCUGUAUCAACGAAGAUGGCAGCUUCACGUGUCUCUGCAGUCCUGGCUUCCUUCUGGCACCUGGCAGCACCCACUGCACGGACAUCGAUGAGUGCCAGACGCCCGGCAUCUGCGGAAACAACCACUGCCACAACACCCAGGGCUCCUUCCGCUGCCAGUGCCCGGCCGGGCUGGACGUGGACGCUGACGGCCGCAAGUGCGUGGACACCCACGUGCGCGGCGCGUGCUUCGGGGCCGUGGAGAGGGGCGCCUGUGCCCGGCCCUUCCCGGACGCCGUCUCCAAGUCCGAGUGCUGCUGUGCCAGCCCGGAGCACGGCUUUGGGGCGCCCUGUCAGCCCUGUCCCGCCAGGAACUCCGCUGAAUUCCAGGCACUGUGUAGCAGCGGACUGGGCAUCACCACGGAUGGUCAAGACAUCAACGAGUGUGCCCUGGACCCCGAGGCCUGCACCAAUGGUGUGUGCGAGAACCUUCACAGCAGCUACCGGUGCAUCUGCAACCUGGGCUAUGAAGCAAGUGCCACGGGCACGGAAUGCACCGACGUGGACGAGUGUGCCCUCAACUCCUUCCUGUGUGACAACGGGCGGUGCCAGAACAGCCCCGGCAGCUACACCUGCUCCUGCCCUCAGGGCUUCAGCUUCCGGCAGGACACGGAGACCUGCGAAGACAUCGAUGAGUGUGUGUCCAGCCCAUGCGUGAACGGUGUGUGCCGCAACCUGGCGGGCUCCUAUGCAUGCAAAUGCGGCCCAGGCAGCCGGCUGGGGCCCUCUGGAGCUGUGUGCAUAAACAGCACUAAGGGGACCUGCUGGCUGCAGAUCCAGGGUGGGCACUGUGGGGCGAACCUGCAGGCGGUUUCUCUGCGGUCCGAGUGCUGCGCCACCCUGGGGGCUGCCUGGGGGAGCCCCUGCGAGCGCUGCGACCUGGACCCCGUGUGUGCACAUGGCUUCGUCCACAUGAGUGGUGUCACCUGCGAAGAUGUGAAUGAGUGCAAGUCCUUCCCUGGCAUCUGUCAGCGUGGGCGCUGCGUCAACACCGAGGGCUCUUUCCACUGCGAGUGUCCCCAGGGCCUGGUGCUGGGUGCCUCGGGCUGGCUGUGUGUGGACGCGAGGCUGGAGCCAUGCUUCCUACGCCGGGACAAGGACGACUGCGGGGCCCCCCUGCCCGGCAAGUACCGGAUGGACGUGUGCUGCUGCUCCGUGGGGGCCGCGUGGGGAGCCGAGUGCGAGACGUGCCCGGAGCCCGACUCCGCAGAGUUCGCCAGCCUGUGUCCCCGAGGCCCGGGCUUCUCCAGCCGGGACCUCCUGUCGGGCCGGCCCUUCUUCCGAGGACCAGACGUGGAUGAGUGUUCGAGGGACCCACUGCUCUGCCAGGGAGGCACCUGCACCAACACGGAUGGGAGCUAUGAGUGCCAGUGUCCCCCCGGACAGGCGCGCACAUCUGAGGGCACUGCCUGUGAGGACGUGGACGAGUGUGCCCUGAGCAGCAGCCUGUGUCCCCACGGCCAGUGUGUCAACGUCAUCGGCACCUUCCAGUGCUCAUGUCACGCCGGCUUCCAGAACACGCCUGACAGCCAGGGCUGCGUGGACGUGGACGAGUGUGAAGAGAACCCCAACAUCUGUGGCCAGGGGCACUGUACCAACAUGCCAGGAGGUCACCGCUGCCUAUGCUAUGCCGGCUUCACAGCUACACUGGACAUGCAGAAGUGUAUUGAUGUGAAUGAGUGUGACCUGAACCCCCACAUCUGUCUCCAUGGCAACUGCAAGAACAUAGAAGGAUCCUUUGUCUGCCACUGCCGGCUGGGCUAUGCCAUCAGGAAGGGGGCCUUGGGCUGCUCUGAUGUGGAUGAAUGUGAGUUUGGAGGACACAACUGCGAUGACCACGCCUCCUGCCUCAAUGUCCCCGGGAGUUUCAGCUGCAGGUGUUGGCCAGGCUGGGUAGGGGAUGGCUUUGAGUGCCAGGACUUGGAUGAAUGCGCUGCUCAGGGGCAUCGCUGCAGCCCGAGAGCCGACUGCCUCAAUGUCCCUGGCUCCUACCGCUGCGCCUGUCGGCAGGGAUUCACUGGGGAUGGCGUCUCCUGCGAAGAUGUGAACGAGUGUGCAAACCCGGUGAACUGUAUCAAUGGCCUCUGUGUCAACACCCCCGGCGGCUACCUCUGCAGCUGCCCCCAGGACUUCGAGCUGAACCCCAGCAGGGUGGGAUGCGUGGACACCCGGGCUGGGAACUGUUUCCUGGACACACAGGGCCGCGGGGAUGGCGGCUUCUCCUGCAGAGCCAAGAUCGGAGUUGGUGUCACCCGAGCCUCCUGCUGCUGCUCCCUGGGCCGGGCCUGGGGCAACCCCUGUGAGCUGUGCCCGAUGGCCAACUCCACUGCGUACAGAACCCUGUGCCCAGGCGGUGAGGGCUUCCGGCCAAACCCCGUCACUGUCAUUCUGGAAGAUAUUGAUGAGUGCCAGGAGCUGCCAGGGCUGUGCCAGGGAGGCAACUGUGUGAACACCUUCGGCAGCUUCCAGUGUGAGUGCCCGGCAGGACACCAGCUCCAUCGGGACACCCAAGUCUGUGAGGACGUGAGAAAGAGUCUCUGCUUCCGGCACUAUAAUGGCACCUGUGGGAAUGAACUGGCCUUCAACGUGACCCGGAAGACGUGCUGCUGCGCCUACAACGUCGGCCAGGCCUGGAAUAGACCCUGCGAGGCCUGCCCCACCCCCACCAGCCCCGAUUACCAGGUCCUGUGUGGGAACCAGGUCCCGGGCUUCGUCGUCAACGUCCGCACGGGGGAGCCUGCUGACAUUGACGAGUGUGGGGAGAUUCCAGCUAUCUGCACCCAUGGCAUCUGCGUCAACCAGGUUGGAAGUUUCCAGUGCGAGUGCCCCUCAGGCUUCGAGCACAACAGUGCCUUGCUGGCCUGCAAAGAUGUGGACGAGUGUGCGGACAGGGAGAGGCCCUGCCCCAGGAACAUGGAGUGCAUCAACUUCCCCGGCAGCUACCGCUGCCAGUGCGCGCGGGGCUUCAGGCUGUCAGCCAGUGGGAACUGCGUGGGUCCGAACGAGUGUCAGGAGCGCCCCAAUGUCUGUAGCCAUGGCGACUGCGUGGACACGGAGGGCAGCUACAGGUGCCUGUGUCACCGCGGCUUCCGGGUCGUGGCAGACGGGACCCUAUGCGUGGACCUCGAUGAGUGCGAGAAGCAGCCGUGUGGAAACGGGACCUGCAAGAACACCGUUGGCUCCUACACCUGCCUCUGCUCCCCUGGCUUUGCGGCAGCCCGUGGCGGGAACUGUGUGGACAUUGACGAGUGUCGCACCAUGGCAGGGCAGGUGUGCCGAUCAGGACAGUGCCUCAACAGAGCCGGCUCCUUCCACUGCCUCUGCCAGGAAGGCUUUGCGGUCACAGCUGAUGGGAAGAACUGUGUGGACAUCAACGAAUGCUUGGAGGAUCCCAACCUCUGCCUCUUUGGGACAUGUACCAACAGUCCCGGGAGCUUCCAGUGCCUCUGCCCGCCUGGCUUUGCCCCCUCUGACCAUGGGCACCGUUGCUUUGACACACGGCAGAGUUUCUGCUUCACUCGCUUUGAGGCUGGAAAGUGCUUGGUGCCUAAAGCUUUCAACACCACCAAGACCCGGUGCUGCUGCAGCAAGAGGCCGGGGGAGGCCUGGGGCGACCCCUGCGAGCUGUGUCCUCAGGAGGCCGGUGCUGCUUUUCAGGAGCUCUGUCCCUUUGGCCACGGGGCGGUCCCAGGCCCAGGGGAUUCCAGAGAAGACGUGAACGAGUGCGCGGAGAACCCAGGCCUCUGCAGCGAUGGUCUGUGUGUCAACACCGAUGGCUCCUUCCGCUGCGAGUGUCCCUCUGGCUACAGCCUGGGCCCCACGGGCAUCGGCUGUGUGGACAUGGACGAGUGCUUGCUGAACCCGCUGCUCUGCGCCUUCCGCUGCCACAACACCGAGGGCUCCUACAUGUGUUCCUGCCCGGCUGGCUACGCCCUGCGUGAGGAUGCGGCCACGUGCCAAGAUGUGGAUGAGUGUGCAGAGGGGUCACAAGACUGCCACGCCCUCGGCAUGCUGUGCAAGAACCUCAUCGGCACCUUCAUGUGCAUCUGCCCCCCGGGCAUGCGGCCCCAGCCCAGCUCCAGGGAGGGCUGUAUAGAUGAGGACGAAUGCCGAGCCCACCCCACCAUCUGCACCCAUGGCCAAUGCAUCAACACCGUGGGCAGCUUCCAGUGUGACUGUCACGAGGGCUUCCAGCCCAGCUCAACCCUCACUGAGUGCCACGAUGCCCGGAAGGGACGCUGCUUCUCCGAGGUGCUGCAGGCCAUGUGCCCGGGCCGCUGGAGCAGUGCUGAGGCUGUGCCCAGGGCCGUGUGCUGCUGUGGGGGUGGCCGUGGCUGGGGGCCCAGCUGCGAGCUCUGCCCUCUGCCUGGCACCUCUGCCUACAAGACACUGUGUCCCCAUGGCUUGGGCUAUACUACCGAAGGACGAGAUGUGGACGAGUGCCAUGUGCUUGCUCAUCUGUGCGCCCACGGAGAGUGCAUCAACAGCAUGGGCUCCUUCCGUUGCCACUGCCAGGCCGGGUAUGCGCCGGAUGCCACUGCCACUGCCUGCCUGGAUGUGGACGAGUGCGACCAAAACCCCAAGCCGUGUUCUUUCCUCUGCAAAAACACGGAAGGCAGCUUCCUGUGCACCUGCCCCCGGGGUUACCUACUGGAGGAAGACGGCAGGACCUGCAAAGACCUGGAUGAGUGCUCCUCCCGGCAGCACCACAAUUGCCAGUUCCUGUGCGUCAACACCAUAGGUGCCUUCGCCUGCCGCUGCCCCCCGGGCUUCACUCAGCGUCACCAGGCCUGCUUCGACCAGGAUGAGUGCUUGGCCCAGCCUGGCCCGUGUGGUGCCCAUGGACGCUGCCUCAAUGUCCCAGGCAGCUUCCGCUGUGAGUGCUACCAAGGCUUCACUCUGGACAGCUCAGGCCGCGGCUGCAAAGAUGUGGAUGAGUGUGACGGACCCCAUCGCUGCCGUCAUGGCUGUCAGAAUGAGGUGGGGGGUUACCGCUGCAGCUGCCCCCAGGGCUUCACCCAGCACUCCCAGUGGGCGCAGUGUGUGGAUGAGAACGAGUGUGCUGUGUCACCCACGGCCUGUGGCAGCGCCUCCUGCCACAACACCCUCGGUAGCUUCCGCUGCGUCUGCCCCUCUGGCUUUGACUUUGACCAGGCCCGCGGGGGCUGCCAGGAUGUGGAUGAGUGUGCUGGGCAGGGCAGCCCCUGUAGCUAUGGCUGUGCCAACACUGCGGGUGGCUUCCUGUGCGGCUGCCCCAGAGGCUACUUCCGGGCCGGGCAAGGGCACUGUGUCUCUGCCCUGGCCUUCAGCUCUGGACAGCAGGAGGCCCCAAAUGAGGAGGAGCAGCUCUUUCCAGAAGCCUGCUAUGAAUGCAAGAUCAAUGGCCUCACCCCUCAGGACCGGCACCGGCGCAGCGCCCAUGGGGGCCACCAGGUGAGCAUGGCCGCCCUCGACGCCGAAGUGCCCCUGACCUUGGGCCUGAACCUCUCACGCCUAAGCCAGGCCGAGCACAUCCUGGAGCUGCGGCCAGCUCUGCAGGGCCUGCAAGGCCAAGUCCGCUACAUCAUUUCCCAUGGCAACAGGCAAAGUUUCUUCUGCAUGCAGCACCGGAGUGGCCUCAGCUUCCUGCAGCUGGGGUGGCGCAGGCCGGGGCCUGGAACAUACCAGGUGGAGGUGGUGAGCGUGGCAGGGACCCAGGGUGUCUGGCAGGGACCCAAGGGCCGGGCCUUGCGGCUGAAGGUGCAAUUGCAGCUCCUCUAGUUGGGAGGGACCUCGAUGGGUCCCAGCACUCCCAUACCGGCGGAUUCUGGAACUAGUGGGACUGUUCCUUAGCAGCAGUGGCUGCCCAAGUCAAAGCCCGAAACUCAGUAAGAGUGGCAUGCUACACUAUGACCUCAGAUGAGCCCAGCCUGUGCCCAGACCCUCUGCAACAGCCCAAGGGACCGCAACACUCCGUCUGUCCUGGAGACACCUAGAUGCUGCCUUGUGCCUCCUCCACCCCAGGGCCAGUGAGGUCCUUGUGGUCACAGCUUCUGCUCAAUCUCAGGCUUACACGUCUGUACUGCACUGUGGCUCCCGCCCCCAGCAAGGGCUGGUCGGACAUUGGCCGGGUGGCUGGGAUGGGUAUGGGGCUGGUCCCUCAGGGCAGAAAAGGGAGCCCCAGCCCCACCCAGUCAGUGACUCACCACUGCCUGUUCAUUCCCCUGGGGCCUGGGCUAGGGUUCUGGGGAUGCUUUUCUAUCCGAAGUGGAGACAGCAAUAAAAUUA
Messenger RNA from Heterocephalus glaber (naked mole-rat), 8528 nucleotides. Lineage: Eukaryota; Metazoa; Chordata; Mammalia; Rodentia; Bathyergidae. The record is from RefSeq and is a predicted model, not a curated record.